Australozyma saopauloensis is the source of this 1581-nucleotide messenger RNA. RefSeq names its product Fcy23p (gene FCY23). The transcript has a single exon. Lineage: Eukaryota; Fungi; Ascomycota; Pichiomycetes; Serinales; Metschnikowiaceae. Gene Ontology annotation, biological process: transmembrane transport. The record is from RefSeq and is a predicted model, not a curated record. Bases 1 to 1581 code for a protein of 526 amino acids. Gene Ontology annotation, molecular function: transmembrane transporter activity. Gene Ontology annotation, cellular component: plasma membrane; fungal-type vacuole membrane.
AUGACACCAAAACGCGAAGAUGAUGCGUCAAUAAAGACUGGGGCUACCUUCAGCUCGGAAGAGCUGAUAAAGCCCUACAUGAUAGUGAAAAAGAUGUCUGACAAACUUGACUCUCUUGGAGUGGAGGUGACAGGAAUAGAUAGAAUUCCCGGAAAUAAACGAGCACAAAACAAGACUAAACAACUCAUACAUGUGAUUGGCUUGUGGAUCUCAGCAUCAGGUGGAUUAUCAUCUAUGUCGUCAUUUUAUCUAGGGCCAUUACUCUUUGGUCUUGGUUUGAAAAAGACACUCAUCUUAGGGCUCACUGGUCAAAUUUUUGGUUGUCUUAUCGCGGCAUAUUGCUCGCUUAUGGGGCCACGCUCUGGUUGUCGGCAAAUGGUUAGUGGGCGAUUUUUGUUCGGGUGGUGGUUUAUCAAACUCGUCUGUCUAGCCAGUAUCAUUGGUGUGAUGGGAUGGUCAGUGGUGAACUGUAUUGUGGGAGGCCAAAUAUUGAGUGCCAUUUCCAAUGGCAAAGUUCCUUUGAUUGCAGCCAUCAUCAUUAUUGCAGUGGUUUCUCUCUGUAUUUCCAUCGCGGGAAUCCGUUUCUUGGUUAGAGUUGAGGCGUACCUUUCCAUCCCCGUCACAAUCGCUUUCUUGACAUUAUACAUUGCAGCAGCUCCGAAGUACAAAUACUUAUCUUCUGCAGACAGUCCGGAUCUUUCAUCUCAUCAAAUCAUCGGAAACAGUCUCUCUUUUUUUGCGUUGUGCUACUCUAUUACUUCCACUUGGGGAUCGAUUGCAGCUGACUAUUAUAUUUUAUUUCCUGAAGAUACUUCAGAUAUUCAAAUCUUUACCCUCACGUUUUUGGGAAUAGCAAUUCCGACCACUUUUGUUGGUAUGGUCGCCAUCUUGAUAGGUAAUGUGGCUAUGAACUACCCACCUUGGGCAGCCGCGUAUGAGGAACUUGGGAUGGGUGGCUUAUUGCAUGCUGCUUUUGAAAGUUGGGGUGGAGGCGGAAAGUUCUUGUUAAUUCUCAUCUUCUUGUCCCUAAUUUCAAACAACAUAUUGAACACAUACUCCGCAGUAUUUGGUACACAAUUGAUAGGAAGACCCUUGGCUAGAAUUCCCCGCUGGUUGUGGUCUUUCUUGUUGACAGCUAUUUAUUUGGUAUUGGCAAUCGUGGGUAGAUACAAGUUUGCUACAAUUCUCGGCAAUUUUUUGCCGAUGGUGGGAUAUUGGAUUUCCAUGUAUUUUAUCAUCCUUUUGGAAGAGAACACCAUAUUCAGGAGCUCUCGCUUCAGACAUUUGUACACGAAAGAAUUCGAAGGAGUUACAGAAGAAAACAGGCAUUUGUGCGGUGGCAGCGAGAACUAUAAUUUCAGAAUCUGGAAUAACCAGGGUAGAUUAUCUCGUGGGCUUGCAGCAACUGCAGCUUUCCUUUGUGGUGCUGCCGGUGCUGUCGUUGGUAUGGCUCAAACAUAUUAUGAGGGCCCAUUAGCGGUAAAGGUCGGCGGAGAUAUUGCUAUGUGGCUUUGUAUUGGUUUCAGUGGUCUCGUGUUUCCGUGUCUCAGAUACUGGGAGCUCAAGAAGUUCGGAAGAUAG